AUGGGUCGUCUUGUGGGCCUCUCCAACACAGGCCCCGGCCCCGGCCCGAUCAGGACCCACCCAUCCCCACCCUCGCCUUCCUCUACCGACCUCUUCUCCCCGUUGGGGAGCCUUGACGGCCUCGAUCGGGGGGACUUCUGUGAGGCCGCAUAUGAGGUGUUCUUCACGGCCUGCCGCUCGACACCGGGUUUCGGGGGACGGACGGCCAUAUCAUACUAUUCGGAUGGGGACGUGACGGGGACGGGGACUGGGACUGGGCCUGGGACGGUGAAGGCCCCGGGCGUGGGGAUGGCUGUGACGAGCCGGGUGAAGAGGGCGUUGGGACUGAAGAUGAUGCGUCGGUCGCCGUCGUCUAGACGGGCCAGCUCGUGCGGGUCAAACCCAUUGUCCCCGAGCGGGUCAGGGUCGAGCCCGAGAUCCAGCCCAAGGUUGGGCCCUCGGCUGAGGCGGCCCAUGACGUCGGCAGAGAUCAUGAGGCAGCAGAUGAGGGUGACAGAGCAGAGCGACAACAGGCUGCGGAAGACUCUCAUGCGCACGCUUGUAGGCCAAAUGGGGAGACGAGCGGAGACCAUCAUCCUCCCCCUGGAGCUCCUCCGCCACCUCAAACCCUCGGAGUUCAGCGACCCCCAUGAGUACCACCUGUGGCAACGACGACAGCUGAAGAUCCUUGAGGCAGGCCUCCUCCUCUAUCCCUCCACCUCCCUCGACCCCUCCGACACCUUCGCUCCCAAUCUCCGUGCCAUCAUCCAAGCCUCCGACCUCCACCCCAUCGACACCGGCAAGAACUCCCCCACCAUGCGUUCCCUCUGCACCUGCGUCGUCUCCCUUGCCUGCCGCUCAAGCCCGACGGACGGCUAUCCCCACUGGGCCGACGGCUACCCCCUCAACAUGCACCUCUACACUGCCCUCCUCUCUGCUAUCUUCGACCUCAAGGACGAGACCCUCGUCCUGGACGAGGUCGACGAGCUUCUCGAGCUCAUGAAGAAGACAUGGUCCACCCUUGGGGUUACCCGACCCCUCCACAACCUCUGCCUCAUGUGGGUGUUUUUCGAGCAGUACGUGGUGACGGGGCAGGUCGAGCCCGAUUUGCUUGGGGCAUCCUUCACUAUGUUGACCGAGGUGGCCAACGAUGCCAAGAGGGCUGACCGGGAUCCAGUCUACUUGCGGAUGCUCGCAGGGGUAAUGGGGAGCCUCACCAGGUGGUGCGAGAGGAGGCUGUUUAAUUAUCACGACAAUUUCGGGAGAGGGACGCUGGGUGUCAUGGAAAGUAUUCUGCCACUCCUUUUCUCUGCUGCUAAGAUAUUGGAGGAGGAUGUGCCGAGUUACGUCUUGCAAAGGGACGCCAGGGAUGAGUCAGCCGGGAACCGGGUUGAUUACUACGUUCGGUCGUCGUUGAGGAAUGCGUUCGCCAAGAUGCUAGAAGAUCAAAAUGUCAACGGUACAAAGUACACAGAAGCACACGAAGUGAGCGAGUUGCUCAUUAAGUUGGCUAAAAAGACAGAAGAACUAGCCGUCAAGGAGAAGGAUAUUUUCAGCCCUGUUCUAAAGAAAUGGCAUCCGGUCGCCGCUGGAGUUGCCGCUGUCACUCUACACACGUGCUUUGCAACAUUGUUAAAGCAAUACCUAACCGGGAAAUCCACGUCCUUGAAUGAGACCAUCUUGGUACUACAGAGGGCCGGUAAACUUGAGAAGUUUUUGGUACAAUUAGUGGUAGAGGACUCGGUCGACUGUGAGGAUGGGGGAAAAACGAUCGUGAGGGAAAUGGUUCCCUAUGAAGUCGACUCCUUCAUACUAAGGCUAUUGAAACAGUGGGUUCAGGAGAGGCUGCAGAAGGGAAAAGAAUAUGUCCUUAGGGCAAAGCAGACAGAAACAUGGAAUCCCAAGUCGAAAAGCGAACCUUAUGCUAAUUCGGCUGUUGAGCUAGCUGGGUUUGCCAAGGAAGCCGUGGAUGAUUUCUUUGAAAUUCCGGUCAACGUGUUGGAGAGUUUAUUCUUUGAUUUUGUGGAAGGUGUAGAGAAUCUCUUCCAAGAUUACAUCGCCUUUGUUUCAUCGUGCGGAUCAAAACAAAGUUACCUCCCCACACUCCCUUCCCUAUCGCGAUGCAGCCGCGACUCCAAACUGUCCAAACUGUUUAGGACGGCAUGCAGCGUGGGUGCGUCGACCAACACGAUAAUCGAGCAAGCCAGCAGUCCCAACCACAACAAUAACAACAACAACCCACGUCCCUCUACUAGCCGUGGGACCCAGCGCCUCUACAUCAGACUCAACACCAUCCACUAUCUCACCUCCCAACUCAACUCCCUUGCCAAGGCCCUCUCCCUCUCUCCCAAGGCCCCACCCUCGCCUGCUCGAUUUGACCGCUCCCUCUUGUCCCUUCAGGACGCGUCCCGCCACGUGGCAGAGGUUUCCGCCUAUCGCCUUGUCUUUCUCGACUCCAACUCCGUGUUCUACGGAGGGCUCUAUGCGGGCCACGUGGCUAGGGCCCGCAUCCGCCCCGCGCUGAGGCUGUUGAAGCAGAACCUGACCCUGCUGUGCGCCAUCAUCACCGAGCGGGUCCAGCCGCUUGCCUUGAAGGAGGUAAUGCGGGCCUCAUUCGAGGCCUUCCUCCUUGUCAUGCUGGCCGGAGGGAGCUCGAGGGUGUUCACCACAGCAGAUCACGCGCUUAUAGAGGAAGACUUGGAGAGCCUGAAGCGCAUGUUCUGCACGUGUGGGGAGGGUUUGUUAGUGGAGGACAUGGUGGAUAAGGAGAGCGAGACGGUGGAGGAUGUGGUGGGGAUGAUGGGGCAGCCGUCUGAGCAGCUGAUAGAGGAGCUGAUGAGCAGAAUGGGAGUGGGAGGGGGCUCAGGGGUGCCACUGCCGCCCACGACAGGGAAGUGGGGGCGCUCGGACCCCAACACCAUACUCAGGGUGCUGUGCUACAGGGACGAUCCAACGGCAAACCUCUUCCUCAAGAAGGUGUUCCGCCUGGCGAGGAGGCCCCGGAUCAGGAUGAUUUGA
Messenger RNA from Striga hermonthica, 2997 nucleotides. Lineage: Eukaryota; Viridiplantae; Streptophyta; Magnoliopsida; Lamiales; Orobanchaceae. The record is from the annotation of a GenBank genome assembly.